Cricetulus griseus (Chinese hamster) is the source of this 642-nucleotide messenger RNA. Lineage: Eukaryota; Metazoa; Chordata; Mammalia; Rodentia; Cricetidae. The record is from RefSeq and is a predicted model, not a curated record.
AUGGGCUGCGCAAUUGGAGAAGAAAUGCUUAGCAAGGAGCAGCGCUCUGGGGAAUUUAUUAUCCUCAUAAGACCAGAGAUCAUCGGGCCUCCGAAGUUGCUACAAGUUUUCAAAAAGAAGGGGCCAUUGUCCUUCCUGUUAAUUAGCAAGAUUGUAGCCAAAUAUUACUCUUCUGCGGUUCAGAAAUUUUCUCAGACACUGCAGUCAUUUCAGUUUGAUUUCAUCGGGGACACUCUGACCGAUGAUGAGAUUAAUAUUGCGGAAUCAUUCAAGGAAUUUGCUGAAUUGCUCAAUGAAGUAGAAAAUGAGAGGAUGAUGAUGGUACAAAAUGCUAGUGACUUGCUGAUAAAACCCCUGGAAACUUUUCGGAAGGAACAAAUAGGGUUCACAAAGGAGAGGAAGAAGAAAUUUGAAAAGGAUGGUGAGAGGUUUUACUCAUUACUGGACCGGCACUUACAUCUGUCAUCUAAAAAGAAAGAAUCUCAGUUGCUAGAGGCAGACCUCCAAGUGGAUAAGGAAAGGCACAAUUUCUUCGAGUCCUCUCUUGAUUAUGUCUAUCAAAUCCAGGAAGUUCAAGAGUCCAAGAAGUUCAAUAUUGUGGAGCCAGUAAGUUCUAUCUGUUGGUGAAUAUUCUAAAAAAAG